This is a messenger RNA of Camellia sinensis, 543 nucleotides long. Lineage: Eukaryota; Viridiplantae; Streptophyta; Magnoliopsida; Ericales; Theaceae. The record is from RefSeq and is a predicted model, not a curated record.
AUGUAUUUCAUCGCCGGCCCAUCAGAGGUCCUCGCCGUCACCGGCUGCGGAAUCCCCGACAUCAAGCUCGCCAAAAAGAAGUGGAUAUGGCCGGGCCAAAAGUUCACCCGAGUCGACAUCUCGCCAGUCAACUACACCUUCGAAGUGCAGGCUAUGAGCGCAGAGAAACUCCCAUUCAUACUUCCUGCUGUCUUCACAAUCGGCCCCAGGGUCGACUGUGAAGAGAGCAUGUUGAAGUACACAAAGCUCAUAUCCCCACACGACAAGCUCUCGAACCACGUCACGGAGCUUGUGCAGGGAGUCAUCGAAGGCGAGACUCGAGUUCUCGCUGCCUCAAUGACUAUGGAGCAGAUCUUUAAGGGGACUAAGGAGUUUAAGAAGGAGGUUUUUGAUAAGGUUCAACUUGAACUUGAUCAGUUUGGGCUUCAUAUUUAUAAUGCUAACGUUAAGCAGUUGGUUGAUGUGAGAGGGCAUGAGUAUUUUUCUUAUCUGGGGCAGAAAACUCAGAUGGAGGCUGCCAAUCAAGCCAGGAGGAAAAGAUGA